AUGAAAUUUGUAAUUAGAACAAAUAAUUAGUUUGAAAGUCAUUCAAUAGAUGGAAUUCAGGUAAGAACACCAAAAAACGUUAUGGUAUCUGGAGAAUUUAUGGAAAAGGUGAUUGAGUCUUUGAAAAAAUAGCAAAAUGCAAUGUACAUUAUUUAAGUUACUUUUAGGUUGGAACAUGUUAAAGGAAAGGGAAGGCUAUUUUCAUUAUUAUGUCCAGCCCUUGGAUGGUUAAAACAUAGAGAAGAAAAUUCAACAAAAUAAGAAAAAUUAGAAAAAAUUAGAAUUGUUUAUGCUUAUUAUUCCAAAUUCGAUCAGCAAUAUUUAGAAGAGUAAUUAAGAAAAAUUGAUUAUCAACCUAAGAUUUCUUAGAUUAAUCAAUAGGAUAACAUCUAAAUUAACGAUGAGGAUGACCUAAUUCUUAUAGAUUAAUAAAGUUUGUUAAAUUCUGAUUUAACUGCUUUUCAAAAUUCAAUACUCAUUAUUGAUGAUGCUCAUUAGCCGCAGGAUAAUAAUAAACUUCUUGGUUAGAUCGAAAAGAGUACUAUUUAAAAGGCAAUUAAUGAAUUGGUAGAAUUAUUCAAUGAUUUACAAAAGAUGAAUAAUCAGGAUUAAAAAUAAUUUUUGUAAGAAUAUGAGUUUGAAACCAUAAAAAUAUUUCAACAGAGACUGUUAGUCUUAAACAAAAAAUUUGAUAAUUGUGAGAAUAUCAGGUUUUCUGACCAUCCAAUUUUUUAAUUUAUUUAAGACUUUAUAAGCAUAUAUGAUAAGAACAUGAUGUAUAGCCAAAUUUAAGUUUAGAAAAAUUAUUUAAUUUGUUCUAAACUUGCAAAAUUAUCACAAUUAAAAGCAUUUGCUGAUUUUUUCAAAUUCUUAUAAGUAGCUGUGAUAUGUUACUAAGAGAAAAAAUAUAAAUAUCCUAAUUACGAAUUUAAAGUAGUUGUCGAUUAAAUUAAUAAGCAAGAUAAAAUUGAAAUUAAUGUGAAAUAUUAUUUAACCCAUCUUCAGAGCCGACUUGAAAAAUUAUAAUUUUAAUCUGUUAUACUAUCAUCUGAUUUUAUUUAACCGAAAUAUUUACCAAAUUUUCACAUCUAUCAUACAUUUGACAAAAGAGAAUAUUUUUAAACAGUUUUAUUGUAAAUAAAAUGGGCAAGUAAUCUAUAUGAUAAUCUGCUUAUGAAUCUUGAGAGAUUUGUAAAAAGUAUACCAAAUGGAAUUUUGGUUAUUUUUUCUAGUUUUACUUCAGUUUAGCAGUUUAGACAACAUUGUUUAGAAUAAUAACCGAAUUUUUUUGGGGUUAUUGAAAAAUAUAAAAAGUUGUUUUGGGGACUUGAUUAAAAAAAAAAUGAAAUAGUAGAUUAUAUUAAAUGUUCAGAGAAAGGAGCCAUUUUAUUUGAAUCUUAUGAAAAAAUCUUUAAUAAAAAUUAUCAUUUUCCAGGUCACCUUUGUAAAGGUUUAAUCAUUGCUUAAUUGAGAGCUCUCAGUCAGAAUUGUCCUGAUUACUCAUUGCAUUGCGAAGAUGAUAUAACCUAUAAACACUGGAACUUUGAUAAAAUAUUAGAAAGAACUUUACUUUAUGAAAAUGACAAAGGGUAUUAUUUGUAUUUAUUAUAGAGUUUUAAUAAUAUUCAGUUUAUAAAAACAAAUUGAAUUUUGGUAUUCAUGUUUGAAAAAUUAAUUCAGAUUCGAAUAUGACGAAAAUUAAAUCACUGAGUGGUUUAAGAAUGAUUAGAAUUCUUAAAAUGAUGAUAUGUUAAUAGAAUGGUAUUAUCCUUAAAGGGAAUAAACUAAAACUAAAAUAUAAAAAUAAUAAAAAAAGAGAACAAAUUAGCAAGAUUAGGAAUAGGAUGAAAUUGUACAGAUGUCAGAACAUUCAUAAAAAAUCAAAAAGGUAACCAAAAAAUAAAAUUAAAGAUAAUCGUAAGGAUACUCCAAAAAUAAAAAAAGUAAAAGAUAAAUCAAAUCUAAUGAGCAAUAAGAAUAAUAAGAAAUAGAAGAGGAAGAGUAGGAAAAUUUUAUAUAAUAGAAGAAAGAAGAAACAGAAAAGAAAUAGAAAAAUAAAAAUCCAAAGAAGAAUAAAGAAGAAUAAUCAAAAGUUAAAAAAUAGUCAACUUUGGAGAAAUUUAUAAAUAAAGUUCAGAGUGCUAAAAAAAAUACUGACAAAGAUGAUUAAGAUAGUAAUAAAUCUAGUUGA
Paramecium octaurelia is the source of this 2191-nucleotide messenger RNA. The record is from the annotation of a GenBank genome assembly. Lineage: Eukaryota; Ciliophora; Oligohymenophorea; Peniculida; Parameciidae.